Molecule: messenger RNA, 1269 nt
Organism: Drechmeria coniospora
Lineage: Eukaryota; Fungi; Ascomycota; Sordariomycetes; Hypocreales; Ophiocordycipitaceae
Product: signaling related protein
Exons: 3
Coding region: 1-1269 (422 amino acids)
Molecular function (GO): protein binding
Source: RefSeq, a predicted model, not a curated record
AUGACUGGCCCAACCUCGCCGAGCGCCGACGGUCCCACGUUCGCGCCCCCAAGCCUGCCCGCCGGCUGGAUCGCCCAGUGGGACGGUGCCAGCAAGAAGUACUACUACGUCCAGCUCGCCACCGGCGUCUCCCAGUGGGAGGUACCGACGCAAGCCGUCCACCAGACGGGCAACACCCCCAUCCAGGACCACUCCGAUCACCCCUACGGCCAACCGCCACCGCCUCAGGUCAUCACCCACCCGGACGGCACCCAGACGGUGAAGCACGCCGACGGCACCUUGGAGCCCAUCAUGGCCGACGGGUCGCGCGGCGUCGGAGGGCCCGAUGGCCCCGCUGGCGAUAGAGGCUUGGGCAGCAUGGCCAUGAACGCCCUUCUCGGCGGCAAAAACUCCGGUCACAGUAGCGGAGGCGGCGGCGGCGGAGGCCUCGGCGGCCUCGCCAGCUCGUUCCUCGGUGGCGGGCACAGCAGCGGCGGCGGAGGAGGAGGCAAGAACUCGGCCGGCAAGCUGGUCGGACAACUCGCUUCGAGCCUCCUUUCGCCCUCCAACAAACCCGACAAGCCGCAAAACUAUCACGGCGGCCAAAACACGGGCCACGCGCCUCAGGGCGGCCUCGCCGGCGCCGUCUUCGGUGGUGUUGCGAACAUGUUCGGCGGAAAGUCAUCCAGCAGCAGCGGUCAAAAUUUCGGGUACUCGGGUUCCGGCACUGGCGGCACCUACUCCGGCGGCGAAGCACCCACCUACCACCCCCCCGGGUCGAACCAAUCUUCCUCGUCGACACAACAGCCGCCAAGCUCGCAGACGAACCAGAACCAGGGCCAGCACCAGGGACAACACCAAGGCCAACAUCAGGGCCAACAUCAGGGCCAACAUCAGGGCCAGCACCACGGCCAGAGCCCGAGCCAUCAAUCAUACCCCCCUCCACCGCCUGGCGGACCUCCUUUGGGUCACAUUUCGCCCCAGAACCAGGGACCGUCCUAUGGAGGGCCGCAUGAAGGCCAGCAUGGCGCCGCCCAGGGCUAUUCACAGCAGCAGCCCAACUAUGGAGGUCCGUCGCCCGGCGGCCACGGCCAGCCGUCAUACAACCAGCCGCAGUCCCACCAAGGUGGUUAUAACCAUGGCGCAGCUGGAAGCUAUAACCAAGGGUCACAUGGCGGUUAUGGCCAGGGCCCUCCUGGUGGCUACAACAGCUCGUAUUCGGAAGGACAUGGCGGGCAGCAGCAACAUGGCGGCCAUGGCCAGGCACCGUACCAUGGCCCCUCGUACUGA